AUGCCUUCCUCCCUCGACAUCUCCCCUGCGUCCGACCAGGCUCCGCUUGUACUGGUCCGAGCUGCGGCGCUGGGCCUCCUCGUCAUCACUCUCGUCCUCCUCCUGGAGCUGAGUGAGGGCGACGCCCUCCUCCUCGAACGCGUUGAACAGCGUCGAGUUCUGCUGCUGGAACAGCCUGCUGCGGCGCCCGUGCCCAUUCGCGGCGCCACCCUCGGCAUACGCGGGCGGCACGGCGCCGCCGUUGCCAUAGUUCCACAGCGUCGCGCCGCCCUGCUGGCCCUCCAUGCUCAUGCGGCCCGACAUAGACAUGCGCGGGUUCAUGAGGCCGGUCUCGAGGCUGGUCGUGUGGUGCGGGACCUCGGGCUGGCGAGAAAUGUUGAGCAGGAAGACGCCCAUGAAGAUCGUGAGGAAGCCACACAGGAGCGAGAUGGUGUUAACAGCGUCGGUCGUGUUGAAGCCCUGGAAAAGGAUGGCCGAGGCGACAAUGGUCGCGGUCGUGAAGAAGACGUAGUAGAUCGGGUUGACGACGUUGGUCGAGAACGUGUCGAGCGCCUUGUUGAAGUAGUUCAUCUGGAUCAGGAUGCACGACACGACGACGACGCCGAAAAUGUACGUGCUGAUGUGCGUGAGCUGGUUGUUGCCCGCGAUCGUGAGCUUGAGCGCGAUACCAAAGCCCUUGAUGGCCAUGACGGACACGGAACCGACGAGCGAGCAGAUCGAGAGGUACACCAUGGGAUUCUUAGUUCCAUAGCGCGGCACGAUGCGGAAAAUCAUAAACGUCGAGAACACGGCGACAAAGCCGAGGUACAGCAGGAACGGCAGGUUGGACGCGUACGCGAGAAUCUCGUCGACCGUCUCGACCUCCUUGUCGCUCGGCGCGUGCAGGACAAUGAUGACAGAGCCGAUGAUGCAGCUCGCACAGCCGCACACUCCCAGUCGUCCGAGCUUCUCAUCGAGCAUGAACGAGGCGAGGAUCGCACCAAUGAUGACACUCAUCGCUCAAGCGGCGUUACGAGAAUAGCCGGCGCAAACGUGUAUGCCGCGAAGUUUGCGACUGGCAUGUCAGCUGGCGGUUCACAUUCCCAGCUCACCUUCUCCCACUACCAUCGUGAUCAUUCCCGCCCACCAGAUCGGAUUCUGGAGAUACGCCAGAUCGUCGGCUGCAUGUCAGCUGAAGCUCAAGAGUACCGCAAAGCUAACUCACAAGCAUUCCUGGGCCCCGUCUGCCGCUGGUGGCUGUGCGGGUAG
Messenger RNA from Trichosporon asahii var. asahii CBS 2479, 1248 nucleotides. RefSeq lists its product as uncharacterized. NCBI's taxonomy places the organism in Eukaryota, Fungi, Basidiomycota, Tremellomycetes, Trichosporonales, Trichosporonaceae. The record is from RefSeq and is a predicted model, not a curated record. The transcript has a single exon. Bases 1 to 1248 code for a protein of 415 amino acids.